AAUGAAAGUAGGGCAACACCUACCGCGAGUCAGACUGAUUUGCAUGGCUCAGUACCCGGCGGCGAUAAGAGCAUGAGCUCUUUCGGCAGCAGUUCGGGUUGGGCCACAGGUGGGCGUCGAAGCGGCCAAUUCGAUUCCAACCAGACACCAGAGUCAUCUAUGAUAUUCGGCAGCCCGCCCGACGGCGAUCGUGGAUCGGACAAGAAGGGCACGUUCGAUUGGUUCCACAAGAUGAGACAAGAGCAUCGAGAGCGUGCCGAUAAGAGGGACCGUGCUAAAAGUCCUCCUGGCAGCAUUAGUAACCCGCCACUGCCUCAAAAUCUGACAAGACCUCGCGACAAUCUCCCGAACAGAGACUGGUCUGCGGACGCUCCGCGUUCUUUGAGUGAGGUAUCCAACGAUGUAACGCCCAUUGGGAUCAGCCCGGCUGCGCAGACUACCUCGUCAACACCCGAGACAAGGCAGCAAUCGUCAAUCGUGGCACAGCAGACUGUGGGAAACACUGUUGGCCCCCCAACUGCUACUGCGAACCCUGUUCCGGCGGUCAUUCCUGAAGAACCAGUUGCGCCAACGUUGAAGCAUGAGGAUUCUUCGACGACGAUACAGCCAGCAACCCAGCUGACGACUCAGCCUUCAACAGGGCCUUCAUCGCCGCCGAUACAACAGCCCGCGCCCUUCACUCCGAUCAGCCAGGUACUGCAGUCAUCUGAACAGGAACCCAGGACCCCUACGGCUACCAAUCAUCCCGUUUUCCACGUACCAUCACCGGCUAUCGCUGAAAUCUUGGCUGCGCCAGCGAGGAGUUUCAAUCGAUCUCCCGAGCGUGCGAUCCCAUCACCUUCGAGGUCCCCACCUCCUAAUUCGACCCAUUGAGGUCUUCAUUGACAUCCGCGUACAGUACAGCAUCGUGCGCUGCUACAGCGCUAUGAUAUGUGGAGUUUGGUUCGGGUUCACUUCUGGAUACCAUUGUUGCAAGACGACGGCUGCUUGGAUGUGCCAAGGAAGAUAGUGAGGGCGUUUGAUAUGGCCAGACUACUCCGAGCCAGUGCGGAUGGAAUCGCGUCGCGUGUUGUAGAGAGCGACGAGCGAAAAUAAUCUGGCGCGCACGUCUCCGAUGAUGUACAGCGAGACGGCAGCAGUAAUAAUAAUC
Didymella exigua CBS 183.55 is the source of this 1150-nucleotide messenger RNA. RefSeq lists its product as uncharacterized. The transcript has a single exon. NCBI's taxonomy places the organism in Eukaryota, Fungi, Ascomycota, Dothideomycetes, Pleosporales, Didymellaceae. The record is from RefSeq and is a predicted model, not a curated record. Bases 73 to 873 code for a protein of 266 amino acids.